This is a messenger RNA of Pseudonaja textilis, 3975 nucleotides long. The record is from RefSeq and is a predicted model, not a curated record. Lineage: Eukaryota; Metazoa; Chordata; Lepidosauria; Squamata; Elapidae.
GGGUCGCUGCUUCCUCCGCUUUGAACGGCUGGGUUUUGCUGCAGUUGCGGCUGGCGCCGGUUUUAAAUGUGAACGGAGGCUUGUCAAAGGGAAGGCGGAACAAAGCGGCGAGGUUUCCUAUCCUCCCGUAGCCGAAGCUCGGAAAAAGAUGUCAGCAGUUUCUAAACGGAAAAGAACUGCAGUAAAACUAGACAUUUCAAAAGAUGAACUACCUUCCUUCCUUAAAUCAUCUUCAGAGUCAGAAGAUGAACAAUAUGAAGAGGAAUGGGUCCCCAAAAAGGAAGUCUCACAUAAGGCCAAAGUGCCAAAACCCAAAGUACCAAGAGUUGAGAAAAAAUCAGUGACCAAGAAGAAACCCACUGUAGCUAAGAAAGGUACUAAGAAGCUAGCGAUAAAAGAGGAUCCGGACUUACCUUUGCCUAUUGCCAUACCUGGAGAAACAGAAAAAAAGACAGAGGAAGAUGUCACAAUGAGAUGUUCAACCAAAAAACCCGCAGUGAAGAAAGUUGGCGGCAUUAAAGGUGAAUCCGGCUCAGUAAAUGAAGAUGAACCAUCCACAAGUGCUGCAGUGUCUAAAAAAAAAAUUAAGAUGGAAGAGUCUGAAGAAGAUUUUACAUUUGAUGAACCUCCCUUAAAAAAAUUUAAAACAGGAUGUCCUCAGGAGAAAUCUGUAAAAUAUGUGGCAGGUGACAAACUGAAUGGGGACCAUAACAUGAACUGGGACAUUGUAGAGGUUUUGUCACAAAGGACUGAUAUUGAAGCAUGGGUGUGUGCCAAUAUAAUCAAGCUUUUCAAUGAUGAUAAUACAAUCCCCUUCAUCGUUCGGUAUCGAAAGGAACUUAUCAAUAAUCUGGAAGCUGAUGUGCUGCGUGAGGUGCAACAAAUAAUGGAAGAACUACAGACUUUAGCAAAAAAGGUUCAUGUCUCAAUACAAAAACUUGAAAAAGAAGGAAAGCUGUCAGAAAGUGUUUUAACUUCAUUAUUAAACUGUAAAACUUUGGAGGAGCUGGACCAUGUGUAUGCACCAUAUAAAACUGGAAGCAAAGGAACUAAAGCACAAAGAGCUAAACAGUUGGGCUUGGAACAGGCAGCCAACUUGCUCAUUGAGAAUCCAAAGGAACUCAACUUACUCUUUUAUGUCAAGUCCAAUGUCGAAGGACUUUCCACCAUCGAAGAAGUAAAAUCAGGAGUGCAGCAUAUCCUGGCUGACAUGGUUGCUAAAGAUAAAGAAACACUGGAUUUUAUCAGAAAUUUAUGUCAAAGAAAAUAUAUUUGCAUUCAGUCAUCUCUAACAAAAGUAACUUCUAAAAACAUCAAUGAAAAAAAUGUGAACAAAUUUCAUCUGUACCAAAAUUUUUCUUGCAACAUAAAAAGCAUUCAUCAUCACCAGGUACUCCAUACAGAUAUUGUUUAUUUGCAUGCUGGUAAAGGAAUUCAUGAAGCCCAGAAGAUCCGGAAACUUCUGUUGGAUCACAACUGUUUCACUAUUGUGAUUGGCAAUGGAACAGCUUGUAGGGAAACUGAAGCUUACUUUGCUGACUUAAUUAUGAAGAAAUACUUUGCACCUUUGGAUGUCACUUACUGCAUUACCAAUGAAGCAGGAGCUUCCAUAUACAGUGUUAGUCCAGAAGCUUGUAAAGAGAUGCCUGAUUUAGAUCCUAACCUACGAAGUGCAGUUUCCAUUGCAAGACGUGUACAAGAUCCCUUAGCUGAACUAGUGAAAAUUGAGCCCAAACAUAUUGGAAUUGGAAUGUACCAGCAUGAUGUAUCUCAGACACUACUCAAAGCAACCCUGGACAGUGUGGUGGAGGAAUGUGUCAGCUUCGUAGGAGUUGAUAUUAACAUCUGCUCAGAAACUUUAUUAAGACAUAUUGCAGGACUGAAUGCCAAUAGGGCUAAAAAUAUCAUUGAAUGGCGACAGAAAAAUGGACCAUUUAUCAAUCGGGAACAGCUUAAAGAUGUCAAAGGAUUGGGACCAAAAUCCUUUCAACAAUGUGCUGGCUUUAUCAGGAUCAAUCAGGAAUACAUCAGAUCAUUCUGCAGUCAACAGAAUGAGCUUGCAGCUGGGAGUCAUAAAGCAGUCACAAAUGAGAAACAGUGUAAAAAGAAAACCAAAGCUGCAGCAAAUGUCAUUCGGCAGCCAAAUCCUUUGGAUCAAACAUGUAUCCACCCUGAAUCAUAUAAUAUUGCAAUGAGGUUUUUAACACUUGUUGGAGAAAGUCACUGCGAUAUAGGAAAGCCAAAAAUGCAGCAGAAAGUGAAUUCAAUAAUUGAAAGAGAAGGGAUGGAUGGAAUUACAAGAAAAUUGAAUACAACAGAACAAACACUGCAAAUAAUAAUUGAUGCAUUGACUCAGCCAGAAAGUUUUGACAUUCGGAAAGAUUUUGAUCAACCUGAUUUCAAAAAAAGCAUUGUUUGUCCUGAAGAUUUAAGAGUUGGAACUAUUCUCACAGGAAGAGUUGAAAAUGCUACUCUCUUUGGAGUUUUUGUUGACAUUGGAGUUGGUAAAACAGCAUUAAUUCCAAUCCGUAGCAUAACAGAAGACAAACUUUCAAAAGCAAAGAAAAGAAGAAGUCUCGGUCUUGGUCCAGGAGAAAAAGUUGAAGUCAGAGUGCGUGAAAUUGAUCUUCCACGGUCCAGAAUAACUUUAGAGUUAAUACGUGUAUUAUGAGCAAUUUGUAGACAUUUUUCAUAGUAAGGGCUACAAUCUCAACAUUAAUGAGAAAAUAGUAGAAAAAGGAGGAAUAAGUUAGAAUCUUCAUUCAAACUACAGCUAAAAGGGCAUGUUUGCUAUUGACAAAAAAAAGCAAAAAAACUCCCAAAGUCUAGUUAUAUGAAUGACUGCAAUCAUCUAGGGUGCAAAGGCUAUCAAUUUAGUUAUAGCUGUUUGUAGUGGUUCUUUAAAACGGUUGUGAAAGUCACUUGUUUUUUAACAUCCAGCCUUUAGCUUCCAUGAAACAUAUUAAAAGAUAGAAUACUUUCAUAGGCAUUUGUGAAAUAUGUAUAUGGUUUAAUAUGGGUUAAUAAGUUUAACAAACCAUCAUUCCUCAAGCAAAUGAAAUGAUUAAAUCCCGUUAAUCCAAAUGAUCCAGUCAAGCUUUAACCUACAACAUUUUAUCAAGAAUGUACUUGAUUUCUAGGGCUUUUUAAAACUCCUAUUUCCAUAGUUGUAUAUUUCAAAUUUAACUUUAAAAAGUAACAGAAAUGUGUUUGGAUGUUUAAGUGAGUAUUAUAGAACUUUGUAUCUCCAAUUGUAGUUGACAAUUUGGUUAUGAUAGCUCUGACCAUUUUCCCUUCCACAAUUUUUCGUUCUUAUUGAUAUGCAAAGUCAUAUUAGAAAAAAAAACUUUGAUCUGAAAUUCUCUAUAGUAAACUUGUCCUUGGACUGUAUAAAACAUUAUCUGCAUAUAAGAAAGUCAUAAAAAAUUAAUUCCAUGUUCGUUCCGUAGUGACUUUAAGUUUCUAUGAGGAAGGAUUUUGUCUAUAUAAAGGAAUAUUCAACCACCUUAUUCCGUUACCCUAAUGUGAAAUAAUGCAGGCCUGACUCAGUUUUUUAAUAAAAUUGUUUAAAUUUCAAGGGUAACUUGAGCAAUUAACUCCAGCUCUUACUUUAUGUGUAAAAUUUUAUUAGCUUCCAUGUAACUAUUGGUCGUUUUUGUGAUAGAGAGAAUCUGUCCUUUCCUUUGCAGUUUCACCUCAAUAGUGGCUCUAUGGAUCUGUUCCUAAAAAUGUUUCUUUAAAAGAUUUUAAUUUAUGCUUAUUUUAUUUUUUGCUAGCUGAUCCUUUUUAUAAGAGAAUAGUAAUAAUGGAAAGCAAAUUUGUUUAGAUCCCAAAUUACAGGGAGUGUUAUAUUAUCUCAACCCGGAAAAAAUUGUUAACAACAGGUACAGAUUUUUUUUAUGUAUGUAUUGAGUUACACAAUACAUUGUAAUUUUGAUAAACAACAUUUUCAUUAAGAAAAAAAAUUGACUAAUG